Messenger RNA from Annulohypoxylon truncatum, 1608 nucleotides. RefSeq lists its product as uncharacterized. The record is from RefSeq and is a predicted model, not a curated record. Gene Ontology annotation, molecular function: DNA binding; transcription regulator activity. Gene Ontology annotation, cellular component: SBF transcription complex; MBF transcription complex. The transcript is spliced from 4 exons. Lineage: Eukaryota; Fungi; Ascomycota; Sordariomycetes; Xylariales; Hypoxylaceae. Bases 1 to 1608 code for a protein of 535 amino acids.
AUGCUGUCACUGGCGUCUCUUCUUAAUCCUGCCCCUCCGGGGCCACCAAUCAACCGAUUUCCUCCAAGCCCAGCCUCGUCGUCGUCUCCAACGGCUUCUCUACCAGAUGAGUCGGGCCUUCUAGAUGAGCCCAUCAUGGCUAAGCAGAGGAUACCGAAGGGCACAGCGACUCUACCUACGUGCAGGCCCAAGGGGAUCAUAAACUUCCCUCCGUAUCAGAGGCUUGACGAGACCUCGCUCCGCCAAGUUCGCAAAUUCCAAGUCCAUCCCUUCGGGAACAUACAGGAUCACUCUCGUCACAUUCCAUAUAACAGCACGAAGAAGGAUUUCUUCGAGAAGACUAGUCGAGAGAGCUUCGAAGUCUUCCAGUAUGAUUUCAAAGUCCCCGGAGACGAGGCCGAGUAUACCGUGAUGUGGGACUACAACGUCGGUCUCGUCCGCAUGACCCCCUUUUUCAAAUGCUGUAAAUAUCCCAAGACGACCCCAGCUAAGAUGUUAAACCUAAAUCCCGGGCUGAAGGAAAUCACGCAUAGUAUUACCGGAGGUUCUAUCAUGGCUCAAGGCUAUUGGAUGCCAUAUUCCUGUGCUAAGGCUGUCUGCGCAACCUUCUGUCACAAUAUAGCAGGGGCCUUAAUUCCUAUAUUCGGCCCCGACUUCCCUUCACUCUGCACACCCUCAGAGGCGCCGGAAUACAGUCGCAUGAUCAUCGAUCAUGCGAUCGUGGUCCAAGCAACCAGGGAGGCGGAACACUUUCGUCGGUUGUAUACCAAUUCGAUUACUUCCUCUGCCAGCGGUGGAGGUAGAGUCAGCCCGAUAAGAGAUCGACGGCCCUUAUUCCGGAGCCCCUAUGACGACCCGAGACAAAGUCAUCAUCACUAUCGCCGUCAUCCGAUACGGAAACCUUUCGCAGUACCCACCGGUUGCGACAGUCCGUAUGCGACAGAUACAGACAGUGACAUGUCCCCUAUAGGCCCGGAGCGAGGCAGCAUGGUUCAUCGUGACCGCUUCCCGUUCUCGCCGAUGGCACCACCGCCGCCGCCGCCGCCGCCAGCAGCUCCAAUAACUCCCUCCCUCCGUCCAACAAGCAGCGGUUGGACACCAGCAAACGUAGUGCUGCCACACCAUUACGAAGCACCCGGACCAAGCCCCUGGCUAAGCGCCGUCCCGCGCUUCACAACAACGGCCCACCUACCCCCUUAUCCGUCCCCGCAUCCUCACCCACAAACCCAACCCCAGCCAUGGCGAGGGGGGAGCAAAAGAUCAGCCGACCACGUCGAGACGGAUUAUGAAUACGAAAACAACCGCGAACGAGGAAUAGGCGGCGAAAGUAGCCGGAGGCCGACGGCGACGACGGCGACGAGUCCGCCUAAGGUAGCAGACCCGGCGAGCCGCGACGAAGAUAGCAAUGACAAGAACAAGAACAAGCUAACGACAGAUCCGACAGCAGUUCUCGGAGCGGACAAGAACGCGGCGUUGCUCCUGAUGAAUCUCAGUGUUAGGGACUCGCGAGGAAUUAAGGGCAGCGGCGCGGGCGUGACGUCUGAGACGAACUCGCCGCGCGACGGGGAAUUUCCGAGGAUCAAAAGAAUUAGGGCUAAUUCGUUGUAG